Messenger RNA from Drosophila busckii, 5104 nucleotides. RefSeq names its product histone-lysine N-methyltransferase Suv4-20 (gene Hmt4-20). The record is from RefSeq and is a predicted model, not a curated record. NCBI's taxonomy places the organism in Eukaryota, Metazoa, Arthropoda, Insecta, Diptera, Drosophilidae. Gene Ontology annotation, molecular function: histone H4K20 methyltransferase activity; protein binding. Bases 38 to 4351 code for a protein of 1437 amino acids. The transcript is spliced from 4 exons. Gene Ontology annotation, cellular component: nucleus.
AUUUUAAGCAAAUUUAUAUACAAAAUAAAACAAUACGAUGAAAGCUUUUUGUAAAUCAACAACCGCAACAACUGCUAAAGAAUACAGAAUGGUCGUCGGCUCGAAUCAUACGCGGCGAGGGGAAACCGCCGGCAGAUUCACAAACAACAAUGGCAACAGCAACACCACCACCACCAGCGCAACGUCUUCAAUAGCCACCGCAUCCUCAACGACGGCGGCGACAUUGUCAUCAUCAACAUUAGCGGCGUCGUCGUCAUCAGCAACAACUGCACACAACAACAAAAGCCAAAAUAGCACGCUCAACAACAACAACACCAGCAGCAACUCCUCCACUACCAACGCCACACAUCAACAACAACAGCAGUCGGAGCAGCAACAUAAUCAUCAUCAUCAGCAGCAGCAUCAUCAUAAUUCACAUCAUUAUCAUUCGCAGUCACAUCAUCAUCAACAAAGCAGCUCGGCUUCAUCCUCAUCGCAUAGCGGCGGUGGCAGUGGAAACGCCACGGGGCAUGGCUCCAACGGCAGUGCCGUUAGCCGUUUGUCCCAGUCGACGGGCAUGACGCCGCGUGAGCUGUCUGAGAACGAUGACUUGGCCACAUCGCUUAUACUCGAUCCACAUUUGGGCUUUCAAACGCACAAAAUGAACAUACGCUUUCGGCCAUUAAAAGUAGAUACACAGCAGCUAAAAACAGUCGUCGACGAUUUUAUACUGACGCAAAACUAUGAUGUGGCCAUACAGCGCAUCUAUGACGGUCCCUGGAUACCGCGACAUUUGAAGAACAAAAAUAAAAUCUGCACCAAGCGUCUGCAUGAUCAUAUUGUGCGAUAUUUGCGUGUGUUUGACAAGGACAGCGGCUUUGCGAUUGAGGCCUGCUUUCGCUACUCUCUGGAGGAGCAGCGCGGCGCCAAGAUUAGUUCAACAAAACGCUGGGCCAAAAAUGAAAAAAUCGAAUGCCUAGUGGGCUGCAUAGCCGAGCUUACCGAAUCCGAGGAGGCCGCACUGCUGCACUCAGGCAAAAAUGAUUUCUCUGUGAUGUACAGCUGCCGCAAGAACUGCGCCCAGCUCUGGCUAGGACCAGCCGCCUACAUUAAUCACGAUUGCCGCGCCAAUUGCAAAUUCUUGGCCACGGGCCGCGACACAGCCUGCGUUAAAGUGCUGCGUGACAUUGAGGUGGGCGAGGAGAUAACCUGCUUCUAUGGCGAGGACUUCUUUGGCGAUAGCAAUCGCUUUUGCGAAUGCGAGACCUGCGAGCGACGCGGUACCGGUGCUUUUGCGGGCAAGAACAAAGCUCAUCUAAAUGAGGCCACGCAGGGCUUAACCAACGGCCUUGGUGUCGGCGCUGCCGGCGGCGCCAAUGGAGGUGGCUAUCGUUUACGCGAGACCGAUAAUCGUAUUAAUCGCAUCAAGAGUCGCGCAAACAGCACCAAUAGCACUUCCAAUAGCAACAGCAACGACAGCAACAGCAAUGCCAAUGCUAGUGCCAUCAGCAAUGGUUUGCCUGCGCAGUCGGCUGCCAAUGCUACGCAGCAGCGACCCAAAAGCAGCAGCCUGGAGCUGAGCGCCGUGUCGCUAAUGGAUAAGAAACUACCUAAUGUAGUCGUCUCGCCGCUAACCAUGAAAGAGCUGCGUCAGAAGGGCAUGACCAAGUAUGAUGCUGAAAUGAUUAUGGCCAAUGCCUCCUAUCAUCAGCAGCAACCGCAUCACCAUCAUCAUCCCCACAAUCACAGUCAUCAUCACCUGCCCACACAACAGCAACAUGCGAGCACGAGCGCUGAGGCGGCCACCCAAGCGACAGCCAUGCAGAAGCCUCAAGCGGCAGCUGAGCUGAGUAAUGGACGUGCCGUUAGCACAUUGCGUAAAUCUAUGCGCAACAACAGCACAAGCAGCAGCAUUUCCACAGCCUCCACAGAUGAGCCAAUGGCGAGCAUGUUUAGUAACAACAUUAGCAACCACAUCAAUACCAGCAGCGGCAACAGCAGCAGCACAACAACAUCUGCAACCAAUAUUUCGGUUGGCAAGGAUCCAGUUGUGCUGGUGCCGCGCUAUAAGCCAGCUGCAGUUGCCGCUCUACAGCACAAGCAACGCCACCAACAACGUCAGCUGCGCCGCAGUGAGCGGCGAACGAAGCCAACCGAUAGCGGUGCCGGCUAUGAUAACUCUCAAUUGUUGGGCAUAUAUUUGACAGACAGUGAGAGCAGCGAUACGGAGAUUCGGCAACAGAUGCAUGAGCAGCAUAAAGUGUAUUUGUGCAGAGAGGAGAGCGACCGCGCCAGAGCAACUUCGUCUCAGGAGAAACGCGUCACGCGUAACAGCGCAGGUCGUGCUGCUGCCGCUGCCGCCGCAGCAGCAGCAGCAGCAACCUUAACAACAGUAACUGCCCAUAAGAGUAACAACAACAGUAACAUCAGAACCUACGCCGUUAAAUCAACGAUAACAAAUUGUAAUAAUAAUAAUUUAAAUAUUAGUAAUAGCUGUAGAAGUAAUCAUGGUAGUAGAUUUAGUGAACGCAAGCUGAAGCCGAGCGAUGCUGCAGCGGCAGUAACAGCGACAACGACGACGACGGCGUCGUUAGCGACAGCAUUAAACAAUGAUGUAUGCUCGGCAACGCCCUCGUCGUCGUCAUCGUCCUGCUUGCCAAACGAACAACAGCCACAACAACAACAACAGCAGCACCAGCAGCAAAUUCAACAACAACAGCGACAGCAGCAGCAGGCAACGGCAACAACAACAUCAACAUUGCGCAGUCGGAGCAACAGCCCCGCCUACAAGAAAAAUCUAUUGACCAUUUUUGAACAGGCCACUGGAGUCAAGGCUCCAGCAGCAACUGUUCCAACUGCCACAGAGUCAUCGGGGAAACAGAAACGCAGUCGACGCGCAGCUGCUUUGGCUGCUGCCCAGCACAUACACUGCGAAGCAGUUAGCAGCAUCUCGCAACGCAAACGACAACAGCAACCACAUGUGGCUGCAACACCAUCACUCAUUAGCAGCAGCAGCGCUGUGGAGCCAUUGCUCAAGACACCAGAGCGACGUUUAAAGUUAACGCUGCGCAUGAAACGUUCACCCAUCUUGGAUGAGGUAUUUGAGUUGGGCACUAGCUUGACUUCCAAUCUGGUCGGCCAGCAACCUGAUGGCAGCGGCGAAAGCAUGAGCCGCGCUAACAAUAGAUGUAGCAGCAACAGUGGCAAUAAUAUGUCCAAUAAUGCAUCUGGUAAUGGCGUUGAAUAUGAAAUAUUGCGCAUGGAGGGUAUUUCGGAUCAUGGCAACGAUGAUCAAGACGAGGACGACGACGAGGAUGAUGAUGAUGAUGAUGAUGAUGACGAUGAUAAUGAUAAUGAAGAGCAGCAGCAUGAGGAAGAAGAUGCUGAAGAGGAACAUGAGCUGGAAACUACAGCGACAACCAAUGAAAGCGAGACCGCCCCUGCAUGGCGCUAUAAAGAGAAAACUAGACGCACUCGACGCAGAGCAACAUCGCCGCCACUAGCAGCAGCAGCUGGAGCUGGAGCUGGCACUAACAGUAUCUACGGCACGCCACAGAAGAAGCGUUUGCGUCUAAUCUUCGGCAAUGAGUCGCAUACCAUAGACAUUCCACCAGCAAGCAACACACUCAACGCCACAGCUGCCAGCAGCGGCAUCGAUGAGCUCAACAGCAGCGGCAUCAGUGCCAGCGAUGAAUCCUUUAAUGCCUCCUAUGCCAAUACCAGCAGCAGCACCAGCGCCAAUGCCAGUGCCAGUGGCACAAGCAUGACGGUCAACACGUCCUCUCCAAACAGCAGUACGCCCACCUCAAAUGCCUCCUCCUUAGCCAACGAUGCAGCUGACCAGUUGGGCGUAACAACAACAGCCCCAAUGGCUGCAGCCAUAGCUGCGAUUGCAACGUCAAGACCUGCUACCGACUCGCCCACUUCGACCACAUCAAGUGUCGGCUCCGGCUCGUUCCAGUCAGCCUGCACCUCGACUAACAGUUUAUUUGCAGAGUCCAAGUCACCCACUUGCUACCAGCUAAACGGCAGCAGACACUACUACAAGCGUACAGCAGCGGACCAAGCGAAUGCUAUUGUCAGCAGCAGCAGCCACAUUAUUACCAACAGCAACAGUAACAGCAGCAACAGCUACAAUAGCAGCAGCAAUGGUGCAACUAUUGCCACCAGCAGCAGUGUCUCCAGCACGCAUUCUUUUGUGCCACAGUCGUUGAGCAUGCCCAAGCAUACCUUUGGCACCUGCGCUCUGCUGGCGCCCACAAGCUUUGCCAAUCUACAGCAACAGCAACAACAACAACAACAGCAGCAGCAGCAGCCAUCAUCAUCAUCGCCGCCGCAGCCUUAUCAGCAACAACAACAUAGCAGCAAAUAACCAAUGGUUGAUCUCGAUGCUAACUGACAGCGAUGCUGCCAAUUGCUUCAUAUAACAAGAACAACAACAUCAACAAUUGUUGUGCUGCAAUCGACUGCCGUUGCCUGCUGCUAGCCGCACAUAGACACACACACAUAUGUACACACACGUACACAUUUGAUAGGUUCCUUUGUUCCAAAAACUAACAUUGGUUAAUUUUUGGUGUAGCAGAUGAUGAUGCGUUCCUUUUCUAUUUGACGCUCUCUCGCCAUCUAUCCGUCUGUCCGUCUCUCUCACAUACGCGCACGCGCAUCGCAUCUAUGCAUAUAGAGACAGAGCUUAUGUCCGAUCACUGUCGUGUGCUCUAACUGAGUUUCUUAACUCUGAACUUCAUUUUCACAUGCAUGUCGUUGUCGUGAUCGAGUGAGAGAUAAUUCCGCCGUGUCUCCAUACAUUCAUAGUCGGAGUCGGGUUGGGAGGGUAUUUUUCGUAGGUAUCGCUCGCAUCCAACAUCCAACGAAAAUGCGUAACAAGUAUAGAAACAUAAAAUAAAAAAAAAGCAAAAAACAAAAACAUUAAUCAAUUGAUUAACAAUUGCUAAUAUUUGAUUAUACAUUUCUUUUUUGCUUUUCUUUCUAUUUCUUCUCUCUCUCUCUCUCCCUUUCUCUCUUGCAAUUACAGAUGGAGGAUAUAUAAAGCAUAAAUGUUGUAGCAAGAAAGCAAGGUUAAUGCAAAAUUUCAGACAAGAUUAUUAUGGUGGUGGUGAAUAUGAAG